This is a messenger RNA of Polistes canadensis, 3011 nucleotides long. RefSeq names its product pikachurin-like. The record is from RefSeq and is a predicted model, not a curated record. Gene Ontology annotation, molecular function: calcium ion binding. The transcript is spliced from 12 exons. Lineage: Eukaryota; Metazoa; Arthropoda; Insecta; Hymenoptera; Vespidae. Bases 1 to 2289 code for a protein of 762 amino acids.
AUGGCGUGUGUGGUACCAAGUUCAACGGGAAAAUUAGGAACGAGAUCGUGGUCGAUAACAAACGAAGAAAAUAAUAUUAAUAAUAAUAAUAGUAAUACUAUAACAAGUACGGAAACAAGUUGCACUUUGGAUUGUGGACCCGGGAAUUGUUUCGUUGAACCAUCACUCGAUGAAGACGUACGCAUUAUACUAGUUGCUGAGAGAAAUGGCAGCAGCAACGAGGAUGGAUCGAUGACUAUGGAUCUCGAGGGCAACAACGUAGCACUUAGGCAACAGAAGGAACCUAACUCCUUCAGGCAGAGGUGUCAAUGCCCUCUUGGUAGAGGUGCCGAUCGAUGUCAGCUUGAAGUCGAGGUGAGAUCACCUAGGUUUACGGGGUCAGGUUGGUUAGCUUUUCCUGCAUUAAGAGCAGCUUACAAGCACGUGCAAUUAGAGUUAGAAUUUCGUCCGGAAGCAUGGGACGGUGUAUUGCUACUUGCUGGUGAACGGGACGACCUGCAAGGUGAUUUUAUGGCACUCAUAUUGCAUCAUGGUUUCAUCGAAUUCAGGUUCGAUUGUGGAAGUGGUGCUGGUACCGUUAGAAGCACGCAAACGGUAAAACUCAACGAGUGGAACACUUUGAGCGUCUAUCGGCAUCGUUGGGAUGCCUGGAUACAGCUGAAUCAGGAAAAACGUGUGCAAGGAAGAUCAGAGGGCUUAUUUUCGAGGAUUACAUUCCGCGAGCCCUUAUUCGUUGGUGGACCAGGAAACACGAGCGGUUUGGAGAGGUUACCAGUUAGAACAGGAUUCAAAGGUUGCAUCCGACAUUUGGAAGCGAACGAGCACCGUUACCGUUUCCCCUUAGCACCCCAAGGGGAUGCAGCUAAUGGUUUCGACGUUGAGGAAUGCACGGCAGAUAGGUGCAGCAAAGUGCCAUGCGCCCAUGGUGGAAAAUGUCUGACAACCGGUGGUGAUACUGCAGUAUGUCUCUGUCCUCUUGGGUAUACCGGUGAUCUCUGUGAAACCAGAGUCGACCUUCAGGUACCAUCGUUUAAUGGGUCAUCCUAUUUACGUUAUCCAGGAUUAGGUGAUACUUCACUCUCCUGGCUAGAAUUAUCUGUGACCUUAAAGCCUACGGCUCCCGAUGGUGUAAUCAUUUACAAUGGGCACCAUAGCGAUGCUUCCGGUGAUUUCAUCGCUCUUUAUCUUUCCUCGGGAUACGUACACUUCACAUUUGAUUUAGGAACUGGUGCAGCUACUUUAAGGAGCGACAAUCCAAUUCGUUUAGGUGAAUGGCUGGAAAUCAAAGUAUCAAGAACAGGUCGUUUGGCAUCCCUCAACGUCGAGAACGAUCUAAUUCGAGAAAUCCUGGCACCGGGAGCUUUCACACAAUUAUUUUUACCGCUUAAUCUUUAUCUCGGUGGUGCACCAUCUCCCGAUCUUUACUCGCUCAAGCUUAAAACAACCAGCAGUUUCGUUGGAUGCAUUCAAAGCGUCAUUCUUAAUCGACGCGAGAUUGGUAUCUUGGCUGAGGCCUUGGGUGGUAUGAACGUUGGAAAUUGUGGUCACGCUUGCGAGGCCAGGCCUUGCGGAGAUGCUGAAUGUCGACCUCUGCGAGAUCGAUUUACAUGUCGAUGUCAUGCUGGUGUACCCCAUCCAUGCCCAAUUUUGGAUGAUUAUACGUUGUUAACGUCUGUGCGUGCUGGUACUAACGUCAACCUGCCACCACCAACGAUAUUUCUAAAUUCUGUACCUAGUUUUACAGGAAGUGAAAGUUAUCUUCAUUAUAAUGACGCUGAUACUAUGAAAAGGAUAAUAAGUUACAGAGUAGACAUUAAUAUGAGAUUCAGAGCAAGCAGCAGUAGUGGUUUAUUACUUUGGAGUGGCCGACAUUCGGAUCCUCAAGAACAAAAAGAUGAAAACGAUGAUUUCCUUGCACUGGGUUUGGACCAGGGUUAUCUAACAUUGGCAUAUAAUCUUGGCUCAGGUGAAGCCAUUUUAAAAUACAAUCUUACAAGGCUGGACGAUGAUUUGUGGCAUCGAGUUAGGGCCGUCAGAAACGAACAAUGGGCAUCUCUCGUAGUUGACAGUGGUACAGGUGUGUCAGCAUCUUCCCCAGGUCAAUUAAGACAAUUAAACACCGACACAGGUUUAUACGUUGGUGGUGCACCGGAUAUUAUUAAAACAACAGGUGGAAGGUAUACUAAAGGUAUCGUAGGGUGUAUCAGUGAUCUGAUAUUAGACUCAGAUUUAUCAGUACCAUUAUCAUCACCAGGACAAGCAACCAAUACGCAUUCGUGUAUUCCUUGAAAUAGAAUCCUACCGUUUAGAUUAAAAAUGAUUGGGCCUUUCGUAGAUUAUAUUUAAAGGCUAUGAAAAACAACAGAAAUUUUCAUUAACGGAAGAGACUUUUUUGCGAAGAUGAUUGUGCAAAAGAUAACGAUGACGAACAUUGAUCAUGACAUUACAAUGACCAUGAUCAAAAUUCAAAAGUCAUGGUCAAAGUAUUACGACGACCAUAAUAAUGGAACUCUCUCUUUUUAAUCUUUCUUUCUAUGGUUUUUAUUUUUAUUCCAAUCUUAGAGAGUUUACAAAAAGGUAAUUAAUAAUAUAAUAAUAUAUAUUUCGAACACGUCAAUAUAUUAAAUAAAUAAUGAAAAUAAAUGAACGUGGUGUGUUGUAAUACUUUGAGAAUUCGUCGAUCGUUUUUUUUUUUAUUGGUGUUUUUCAAUUUAUUUUAAUUUCUUUUUUUAAUCUAUGUGACAAACAUCUUAUUGGUCUAUGGUUUAUACCAAAUCAUAUACAUUUAUAUCAAAUUUCUUAUUUUUCCUUUGAAUUAUAUUCAUUCAAAAAUGACCACGUGUGUGCGGAUGAUAGGAGAACGGAUGAUGGACGAAGGAUGAUUAUUAAUAAACCAUAAACAUUCGAUUAAUUAUAUAUGGUACACGAGAUGUAAGAAAUUCGUGGGCCUAAAAAACAAUUCUUUUUCUUUUUUUUUAAUAUAAGGCAAAGGAAUAGAAAUAUUAUAUAUA